AUGGAGGCAGGGGGUCCUCCCCGGGAGAACCGCCCCCCGGUCCCGGGCCUGCCCGUCUUCCCUCCCCUUCCCAUCACCCUGCAUGCCAGCCACCGGGCCCAGCCUCCCGGGCCCCCAGCCCCCAGGGGGAAGAAAUUCUCGGGAGACAUCGUGCUGAGCAAGAUCAUCGACCACUAUAAGCAGGGGCGGGGUCACCUGGCCCGCGAGGAGUGGGAGAGCGCCGUGCUGAGUUUCUCCAAAGCGAUCAACUUCAAGCCCCUGCCGCGGGCCGAAGCUUACAUCCAACUGUGCGACUUCGGCUCGGCCACCCAGAACCUGCGCAAGGCCUGGGCCCUGGGCUCUCGCCAGCCGGAGAAUCGGCUGCGGCUCGCCUUCGUCUUCUACCUGCAGGGCCAGUGUCUCUAUGAGCAGGAGUCCUACCUGGAGGCCCUGGAGCUUUUCACCCAGGCCGCGGAGAUAAAGCCUCACAAUCUCCCUUACCUCAUGCGCAGCAUCACCUGCCUGACCCACCUGAACCACCACAAGGACUGUCUCACCCUGGUCAGUAAGGAGCUGCAGGCCAACACCCGCAACCCGGACCUCUACAUUCUCCGCGCCUGCUUCUACAACCGCUUUGCCCAGGUGAAACCGUGUUACCAGGACAUCUACAAGGCCCUAGCCCUAGAGCACCAGCACCCGGAAGCCCACAGCCUGCUGAAGAUACUGGUUGGGCAGGCUCAGAGGGCCCGGGAGGACGCGGUCAGGCUGGCCUUGAAGGGCCGCCUGCGGGAUUCGCUGCUGCGGAUCCACUGGGCCAUCGAGAACAGCCCGAUGGACCCCGGGCACUUUUUGUUCAGAGGCACCUUGUACCGGCGGCUCAAGGACUUCCAGGCGGCCAUCCGUGACUUCCACACGGCCCUGGAUCUGAUCCAGAAGCGGGAAGGCAAGGACUGCGAGGUUCUGGGCCAGACGCGACGGCAGCUGCUCCUCUCCUACAACGACUUCGCCGUCCACUGCUACAGCAAGGGCUUCUACCAGGAGGCCAUCCUGCUUCUGAACAAGGCCCUCAAGGGAGAGACGACUGAGAAGGGGCUCUACCUCAACCGGGGAGAUUGUUUCUUCCAGCUUGGGGAGCUGAAUUUUGCCCUCGCUGACUACCAGCGGGCUCUGGAGCUGAGCCCGGCGGACCAGGGCGCCCAUGUCCGCAUGGGGAUGUUGCAGAACAGAAUGGGCCUCCAGGAACAUCAGAUGAGGCAGUACGGCAAGGCCGAGGUCCACUUCUCCUCAGCCAUCGAACACAGCCCCGAGCGGGCCGGCUACUAUCUCCACCGAGCCAAGACCCGCCUGAUGCUGCGGGACAUCGCCGGGGCCCGCCAGGACAUGGCCAUCGUCAUGCUGCUCGACCCCAACCUCCCGCAGGUGUUGCCUCUCAUGACAAACCUCUUCCCGGGCCAGUCCGUGGAGCAGGUGCUGAGUAGCAAGGCGGCAGAUUUGGCCCAAGUCAUCCUGGAACGCGUCACUCAGCGCCGCGUGUAUCCCGGGCUCACCACCAGCAUGCUCAGGAAGCCGUGGCCCCAGGAAACGGAGUUCUGGCUUGCCAAACAGCUGAGAGCAGCAGAGCAGCUGAGAGCAGCGAGGCAGCUGAGAGGAGCGGGGCAGCGCCCAGGCAAGGGGGCACAGGCGGCAAAGCGGCCGGGCCGGAGCAGGAGGAAUAACCUGGAUCCCCCCGUCUUGCCCCGAGGGAGCCAACCCUUGUCUGCGACGGAGUUGGCCAGAGGGCAGAGGCAUCAGACGUGGACUCCUGGGCCGCAGCGACACGGACCCCAGUGGGGAACGGUCCGCCUCAGGGAGACGGGCCUCCAGCCCCCAUCAGCUCACACCCAUUACCCGCAGAAAGCGCAAAAGGCUUCGGACAGGAAGGGGCUGCACGUUCGACUGGUGUCCCCUGCGGGAGCAGACACGGAGGAGGCACCCACCGACUCCACUCCCUCAGAGAAAGAGGGCUCUCCGCGUGUCCAGAGGCAUGGUGGACGCCCUCCCGAAUGCCCGAUUCCCACAGAGCCGUCUCGGAAUCCCACCUCACCCCACCCGCAGGUAGGAGCCCACCGGGGUUCAGGCUCAGGGCCUCUUUUUAUUUUUUGGCAAAGAUAAAAUGAUUUGAGAACUGGCA
Molecule: messenger RNA, 2149 nt
Organism: Tachyglossus aculeatus (Australian echidna)
Lineage: Eukaryota; Metazoa; Chordata; Mammalia; Monotremata; Tachyglossidae
Gene: TTC16
Product: tetratricopeptide repeat domain 16
Exons: 13
Coding region: 1-2130 (709 amino acids)
Molecular function (GO): protein binding
Source: RefSeq, a predicted model, not a curated record